Haemonchus placei is the source of this 153-nucleotide messenger RNA. NCBI's taxonomy places the organism in Eukaryota, Metazoa, Nematoda, Chromadorea, Rhabditida, Trichostrongylidae. The record is from the annotation of a GenBank genome assembly.
AUGAAUUUGUACACACCUGCAGAUGGGCUGUGUGGCACUCAUGUGACAUGGGAAGAUAUCGAGGAUGAUAUGCAACGAGAAUUAGACACAAAAGCAUCAUUUGGAUCAAAUAAGACUUUCAAGAGCAUCGGAGAAGGUUAUGUAAGUUGUUAA